GUACACUAGCUGUGAUAACACAUUCAUUGCAGUGUCACGUUUAGGAUACAGAUUCUAAGAUGGCCAUGACCAUGCGCUCCUCUUUCGCCGCCCGUGUGGCUGGCUCGCGCCCGGCUGUCCGCGCCGCGCGUCCUUCGGCCCGCACUGUGAGCGUCAAUGCUUUCUCGGUCACCUUCAAGACCCCAACUGGCGACAAGGUCGUCGAGGUUAAGGAUGACGUUUACCUGCUGGACGCUGCCGAGGAGGCUGGCCUGGACCUGCCAUACUCGUGCCGCGCUGGUGCCUGCUCCAGCUGCGCCGGCAAGGUUGUGUCCGGCACCGUGGACCAGAGCGACCAGAGCUUCCUGGAUGACAAGCAGAUGGAGGCUGGCUACGUUCUGACCUGCGUUGCCUACGCAACUUCGGACCUCGUUAUCCUGACGAACCAGGAGGAGGGCCUGUACUGAGCUCUUGUCGAUGAUUGGAACUUUGGGAUAUGGGUUGGGAUUAGCGGUCUGACGUAUCCACAAGGUGUGCUUUGUGGAAAAUGGCAAAUGUGACAUUCAAUUUUUUGUAACAUUUCAGCCUCCAAG
Messenger RNA from Volvox carteri f. nagariensis, 572 nucleotides. It is a transcript of the gene petF, whose product is annotated as Apoferredoxin, chloroplast precursor. Bases 60 to 446 code for a protein of 128 amino acids. Gene Ontology annotation, biological process: electron transport chain. The transcript has 2 exons. The record is from RefSeq and is a predicted model, not a curated record. Lineage: Eukaryota; Viridiplantae; Chlorophyta; Chlorophyceae; Chlamydomonadales; Volvocaceae. Gene Ontology annotation, molecular function: 2 iron, 2 sulfur cluster binding; electron transfer activity.